Molecule: messenger RNA, 972 nt
Organism: Brassica oleracea var. oleracea
Lineage: Eukaryota; Viridiplantae; Streptophyta; Magnoliopsida; Brassicales; Brassicaceae
Exons: 9
Coding region: 1-972 (323 amino acids)
Molecular function (GO): nucleic acid binding; nucleotide binding
Source: RefSeq, a predicted model, not a curated record
AUGAAACUUCAUGGCAUGCGAGAUCCUGUUUCUUCUACGCACUCUAAUGUAAACCCUGAGGAGCUACGGACGACUCUUCUUUCAAGAGCAACAUCUCUUUCAGAAACUGCAUUGAAAGUUCUUCUUUGCAAACGAGAUAAGCUUACUCUUGAGCAUCGGUCCAUAGAAGACGAGAUUGCCAAAUGCGAUCAACGCAUCAAGAACAUCAAAGGUGAUGUGGAGCUGCAACUAGAAACAAUACUCGAGAGCUGUAAAGAGGCAUGCCCGAGGCGUAUCCUUCAAGAAUCUCAUGAGAAGUCAGCAUGUCAGAGCAACAAGAGGCUGAAGCUCUCUGAACCUCUUCCUUGUACCAAAAGCAUGUGUGAGAAACUUGAUGAUGUUUGCGUCAAGAAUAACUGGGUACUACCAAGCUACCAUGUGUCUCUAUCAGAUGGUGGGUUUGAAGCUGAAGUAAGGAUAAAGGAGUCUCAGUUUGCCCACUCCAUCUCUGGAGAGGAAAAGUCUGAUGCUGAGGAAGCUAGGGAAUCCGCAGCGGCUUGCUUGCUAACUAAGUUACACCAGAACACAACAACAGCCAACGAUGUCUUAACAAAGGACCAUUUGAGAUCUUCUUCUUCCGUAAAAGUAGCGAAGCUGAGUACACCCGGUGAGGAGGGUCCAUUAAAAUCGGAGAAGCAGACUAGUCUUCCACUUCCAACAGCAGAUCUCGCCGAGGACAUAUACGCAGCCUUGGAGAGGCUUCGUUCUGAUAUUGUCAAAGCAUCCCCUCACGGUGUCAUGUCAUAUCAUAUAUUUGCCAAUCCAACGCUUCAGAGGAUCAGCAAAAAGAUUUCGAGAAACAAAGAGGAACUCCUCAAGAUAGAUGGCCUUGGGGUGGCUAAAGUAAACAAGUAUGGUGAUCGGUUGUUGGAAACAAUAGAAUCAACGAUCAAUGAAUACAACGUAACCAAUAAGAAAGGCUUCAUGGAGUAA